Messenger RNA from Paraglomus brasilianum, 1578 nucleotides. Lineage: Eukaryota; Fungi; Glomeromycota; Glomeromycetes; Paraglomerales; Paraglomeraceae. The record is from the annotation of a GenBank genome assembly.
AUGACACACAUGGAUAUGCUUGAAUUUGCUCUUCAAUAUGGGAGAGAACAUCCUGAAGCCACUAAAGAAGAAGUUUACGAUGCGUACAAAACAUCAAAGCAAGAGAAGUCUUCCACCGCAACACUUUCCCAUAAAGAAAAGUCUGACGUUGGCUGGGUCAAAGUCCAUAUGAAGUCGACUGAAGAUGGAAAUGAUGACAGCGAUGUUGAUAUAAUAUCCCAAUCAUCCAUAUCUACUCUUCCGACAUGGGCUGAAGAUGAAAACGAUGACAGCGAUGUUGAUAUAAUAUCCCAAUCAUCCAUAUCUACUCUUCCAACAUCGACUAAGCAAUCACGUAGCAUUUCUCUUGAUACAGCUUCUUCGAAACUCCCAGUCGAGCCAUCUGACUUAAUCAGACAGAACUGGCGCGAUGGUAGAUACAAACAUAUUUCGUUUCCUGGUCACGGCAGCAACGUGGUCACUUGUUUACAGUUCGAUUCUGAAAAGAUAGUCUCUGGAUCAGAUGAUCAAUGUAUUAAUGUCUAUGAAACAGCCACUGGAAAAUUAAUAAACCGUCUUGAAGGGCAUGGCGGCGGUGUCUGGGCAUUACAGUAUGUUGGUAAUACUUUGGUUUCAGGGUCAACGGACCGAACAGUACGCGUUUGGGAUAUCAAGCGUGGGGUAUGCACUCAUGCAUUCUCCGGACAUACUGGUACUGUAAGAUGUUUACAAAUAAUCAUGCCCCAGGCUACGAGCGAUUCUAGUAUAGUCGAACCUCCCAUUCCUCUAAUAGUCACUGGCUCUCGCGACUCCACACUUCGUGUCUGGCGUCUACCCGAUACCACUAAUGAUACCCCGUUCGCACCAUCCAAUCCAUCAUCUCCUUCUGAUAGCGUGUCACUUCAGGACAGUCCAUAUUUUAUUCGUACAAUUCAAGGACACACGCACUCUGUUCGUACUCUGGCUGGAGUAGGAAAUACUUUGGUUAGCGGGAGUUAUGACUGCAGCGUGCGAGUGUGGAAUAUUAUGACUGGAGAGUGUUUAUGGAAACUUACUGGUCAUACGCAGAAGGUGUAUUCGGUAGUAUUGGAUGCAAAAAGGAAUAGGUGCAUGAGCGGCAGUAUGGAUGGCAUAGUGAAAGUAUGGAGUUUGGAAGACGGAACUUGUGUUUGGUCUUUGGAAGGUCACUCAUCUCUUGUCGGCCUUCUUGAUUUUUCACAUGAUUAUCUCGUCUCGGCAGCGGCAGACUCUAGUCUGCGCAUUUGGAAUCCGAAUGAUGGCACUUGCAAACACGUGUUAACUACACAUACUGGUGCAAUCACUUGCUUUCAGCAUGACGAGCACAAGGUCAUAUCUGGGUCUGACGGUACAUUAAAAAUGUGGGACAUGAAGACAGGGAAAUUCGUUCGUGACCUAUUGACUGGGCUCAGUGGAACUUGGCAAGUGAGAUUCGAUGAACGCAGGUGUGUGGCAGCUGUACAACGAAACAAAGUCACAUUCUUCGAAGUAUUGGAUUUUGGUGUACAUAAUGUUGAAGAAGAUAAUAAUAACAUCACCGAAGAGAAUGGAGAAUGGAUUCCCAUUCGAUGGAGAUGCUAA